Solanum stenotomum is the source of this 585-nucleotide messenger RNA. RefSeq lists its product as uncharacterized. The record is from RefSeq and is a predicted model, not a curated record. The transcript has a single exon. Bases 1 to 585 code for a protein of 194 amino acids. NCBI's taxonomy places the organism in Eukaryota, Viridiplantae, Streptophyta, Magnoliopsida, Solanales, Solanaceae.
AUGGUGGAAGUUACUGCUGCCAUCAAUUCAGUUGCAGAUACUUCCUCAGGGAUCGGUGUAGUUCACUCAGUCGUAGAUGCUCAUCAUCCUCUUCAUCUGCAAGCUUGUGACACUCUAGGUAGUUCCUUAGUCUCAAUCCAACUCACAGGAUCUGAAAACUACUCUCUAUGGCGCAUAUUGAUGAAAAUUGGUCUUCUAGGUAAAGGAAAGUUAGGAUUCAUUACUAGUCAAUGUUCUAAGGAUAAAUUCACCACUGAUAUGCAUGACUUAUGGGAAAAAUGUAAUGCCAUAGUUCUAUCAUGGAUUAUGAUUUCUGUUAGUAGGGAGUUAUUAAGUGGUAUAGUCUAUGCUAGUAGUGCUCAACAGAUAUGGACUGAUUUGAAGGAAAGGUUUGAUAAGGUAGAUGGAUCUAGGAUAUUCUAUCUGCACAAAGAGAUUGCUACACUCAGUCAUAGACAGUUAUCUAUUUCCAAUUAUUUCUUUAGACUUAAGGAGUUGUGGAUGGAGUUUGACUCCCUUAUUCCCUGUCCUGGAUGUGCGUGUGAGGCGUCUAAGACCUAUGCAACACAUUUCAAAUACCAAUGA